This is a messenger RNA of Drosophila obscura, 3850 nucleotides long. RefSeq names its product palmitoleoyl-protein carboxylesterase NOTUM (gene Notum). The coding region runs from base 288 to 2489 and encodes 733 amino acids. NCBI's taxonomy places the organism in Eukaryota, Metazoa, Arthropoda, Insecta, Diptera, Drosophilidae. Gene Ontology annotation, molecular function: hydrolase activity. The transcript is spliced from 4 exons. The record is from RefSeq and is a predicted model, not a curated record.
ACGCACCCCAUCCACAAAUCAAAGGAAAUAAUACAUUUUUUGUUUCAAUAAAGAAAUUAAAAAUCAAUCAAUUUACAACAAGUUUUAAAGUGCAAAACAACAACAACAACAAAAAAGAAACAAAUUAAAUUAAAUAAUAAAUAUUGUCCCCAAAUGCAACCGAAUACCAUGCAGCGACCCAAAAAGUGCUCUAAACUGUGCUGAAAAGCGACAACCAACAACAACAACAACGAGUAAUAUUUACCGCAAAAAAAUAUCAUAAAUCCUAUGUGAAAUCGUAUCGAGAAAUGGCAGCCGAACAAAUUGCUAAACUGGCUAAAAUGGCUCAUUCAAAUUCAUUGAAAGCUACCAGUAAAUGGAUUAAACCCAACCAGAGUCGCACAGAACCCCAGCAGAAAACAACAACACCGAAUAGGCAUCUCUGCCUGCUUCUGCUGGUCGCGCUCUGUCCGCUGCCAGACGCCAAUGCCAAUGCCAGCAGCAACAUCGGCGGCAACAGCGGUGGCAGCCUGGAAACCUUUGCCGUGGCCAGCUCCGCCAGCUCCAGCCUGGACAAGGAUCACGAGCAGGCAGUGCGCCAGAGAACACGCCCAGCCAUGGAGACCAGCAUGAACAUGAUCCAGCGUAACUACAUGGUGAUGCACCCAGCGGGUGCCAGCCACCACACGGCGGAUCACAGCCGCUCCCUCAAGCGGGCCGCCCUGACCAACUCGAGCAUCACCUGCAACGAUGGCACCCAUGCGGGCUUCUACCUGCGCAAGCAGCCCAGCUCCAAGAAGUGGAUCGUCUUCCUCGAGGGCGGCUGGCAUUGCUUCGAUGUGAGGUCGUGCCGUGCCCGUUGGCUGAGACUGCGCCACCUCAUGACCUCCUCCCAGUGGCCAGAGACGAGAGAUGUUGGUGGCAUUCUGUCGCCCCAUGCCGAGGAGAAUCCCUACUGGCACAAUGCCAACCACGUGCUCAUUCCGUACUGCAGCAGCGACUCGUGGUCGGGCACACGGAUGGAGCCGGACACCAGCGACAGGGAGAACAGUUGGCGCUUCAUGGGUGCCCUGUUCCUGCGCCAAGUCAUUGCCGACCUCAUCCCACUGGGCCUGGGUCGUGUGCCGGGCGGAGAGCUGCUUCUGGUUGGCUCCUCCGCCGGCGGCCUGGGGGUGAUGCUGAAUCUGGACCGCAUUCGGGACUUUCUGGUCAAUGAGCGCCAGCUGCAGGUCACGGUGCGGGGAGUGAGCGAUUCGGGGUGGUUUCUCGACCGCGAGCCCUACACACCAUCGGCGGUGGCCUCCAGCGAGUCAGUGCGUCAGGGCUGGAAGCUGUGGCAAGGCCUGCUGCCCGAGGACUGCACCAAGGCACAUCCCACGGAGCCCUGGCGCUGCUACUUCGGCUACCGGCUGUAUCCCACCCUGAAGACCCCGCUCUUCGUCUUCCAGUGGCUCUUCGACGAGGCACAGAUGCGGGCGGACAACGUGGGGGCUCCGGUGACGCCCCAGCAGUGGAACUACAUCCACGAGAUGGGCGGCGCCCUGCGCUCCUCCCUGGACAACGUCAGUGCAGUGUUCGCACCGAGCUGCAUCGGCCAUGCGGUGCUCUCGAAGAGGGAUUGGGUCAACAUUAAGAUCGACGACAUCUCUCUGCCUUCCGCCCUGCGCUGCUGGGAGCACUCGACGCGACGCAAGCGCAACGAAAAGCUGAAACGCUCCACGGAAGCCUCCACGGCCGUCGGCCAGAAUCCGCAUUCCAACAACCAAAGACACCAGCGGCACCGCCAGCGCCAGCAGCGACAGAAGCAGAAGCAGAACAAUGUGGCACAGACGACGCAGCAGCAGCAGCAGCAGCCCCGGAAGCACAAUCACCUGAGCAAGGAGCAGAGGGAGGAGCGCAAGCGGCUGCGCCAAGAGCAGCGACAGAGGCGCAAGCAACGCCGCCGGCAGCAACACAAACAGCAGGCAACAGCUGCUGCAGCGGGCAGGGGGGCAGCAGAGAGCAAGAACAACAACAAGCCGAAGAGCAACGCCAGCGAUAUGCACAAGCAGCGACGCCGCCAGCCACCACUGACGCCGGAACAGCGCCAGGAGCAACGCCAGCGACGCCGCAAGGCCCAGCAGCAGCAGCAGCAGCAGAUGCAACACGAGCAACCUGCCGCAGGGGGAACUGGCAACGGGGCAGAUGCAUUGGGAGAGUCCCAGAAGCGGCGAUCCUCGAACAACGCCUCCUCGUCGGGCACCAAGUCGAAGAAGCGUCAAAGGGUACCCCGAGUGCCGGAGAAGUGUGGCCUCCGGCUGCUGGAGCGCUGCUCCUGGCCGCAGUGCAACCAUUCCUGCCCCACACUGACCAAUCCGCUGACGGGCGAGGAGAUGCGCUUCCUGGAGCUGCUCACCUCGUUCGGCCUAGACAUUGAGGCGGUGGCAGCGGCACUCGGAGUCGAUAUGCACACCCUCAACAACAUGGAGCGGACGGAGCUGGUCAAUCUGCUUACCCAGCAGGUGAGCUGAGCUGAGCGAAGCAUCGCGAAUGGGAAACAAGUAUGUCCCUGUAAAUAGUAGUAGGUCUGUACAUAUAUGUAGAUAUAUAUAUAUAUAUAGGUAGAGCCGCUUUGUACAUACCACACCAUACCACAAAACAAAACAUCCAAAAACAAAACAAAAAAAAACCAUCCCCAAACCACAUUUAAGCGGAGCUAAACUCCAAUUCCUAGAACACACCAAGAAACCAAGAAAAAGACAUGCGCAAGUGCCCAGUAAUUAAGCAGAAUUUAUUUAUAUUGUAUACUAUACCCUCCCCCCAACUCGAACUGCAAACUCUACGCGUACAUUCACAUUCACACACACCACACACACAACACUCAUAUUUAUUCAUUCGCAUUCACACAACCCACAAGAGCACGAGCCGAAGGAAAACGAAGGAAAAUCUGCGUAACGAGAAACUAAACACAAAAUGCAACCACAAGACUGUUUUAUGUUUUUUUUUUAUAUAAUAUAUAUAGCGAUAAAUACAGAUACUAUACAUAAUAUAUGCAUGUAGGGUUACACAUAUGCUAAAGGAUAAUUCAUUGUUUAUGUAAUUUAUUUGAUAAUUUUAUUGCCUGCCUGCCUACCUGCCCUAGAGGAUGGUACUUUAUUUUUGUGUGUGCGUCGACUGUCCAGACUGUGUUUCAGUUCGUUUUUGUUUUUUUUUUAUUUUUUUUUUUUUGCAUCAGUUUUCACCUACCUCAGGUUCAGUAAGAAUGAAAUUGAAUUGAUAGACAGCUGCCUUUAAAGUUUUAACAUAAAUAAACACACAAAUAUAUGAAUCAUUGCGUACCUGUGCAACGACAAAUCAAAUCAAAUACAAAUAAAUACCUACGAGUAAAAUACCUUACUUACUUAAUAAUGCACGCAUUCCGUUCAAACUAAUGUUACUUAAACUUACAUUAAAUGAAAAAUACAUACAUACAUACGAAAAGCAGCUAGAGCAACAAGCGAAGCGAAGUGAACAAAUCGAAUAUAUAAAAAUAGAAAUAAUUUAAACAAUGUUUGUACAGAAUUUAUAGAUUUACAUAAACGUAAACGGAAAACACCACAAAAAUAAACACUAAACAAAUUAAUAUUAAUUCCUCCCCCCACACCCCUAGUGAUAUAAGCUCCCCCCUCUGUACAGAUCUGGUUGAAGUUUAGCCUUAAGAAUUGUUGUACUUAAACCUUUUGAUAAUUUUAUACCAUGUCUACCACGAAGUGAAGUAGUGUCCAAAGCGCUAAUUGAUUUGUUACAACAUUAGAGCUCUUGUUCACAACGCUUAAAUGAAUCACUGACCCAUCAAGAUGAAAACACUUGAGCAGGAUAAUCAUUCAAACGACAGCCACAAUAAACAAGCGAA